GAGAGAGCGGAGAAGAAGAGAAGUGUAACAGCAUCUGCUUAAGAAAAAAACAGCAGUAGUAGCAGCAAUGGUGGCGGAGCUUCCAAAUUUCAUCGCACUUCAAGGAGUCAGGCCCCCCCGGCUGGAACUUCACAGGCUGGGUCGGCGCCACCGAAGUCAACAUUUUCAGCCCACUGGCGCAGAUCCAAGUAGAGCAGGCCAAAAGCGACUCCCGCUACGUUCACUUCCGCUUCGUCCACACCAACAACGCCAUGCAAAUCAUCGCAGUCGCCGACCAGCCUGAGGAAGAUUUGUCCAACCCCGCCUGCACGCCCAUAAUCACGCCCGGCUCCACCAACCUCGCCCUCAACCACGUUCGCCGCAUUGAUGUCGUGGGUCACGGCAUUCCCCCAAUUCAUUUUCUCCUCCAAGGUGGCACUCCUCACUUCCAGUUCAUUGAUUACCUUACCCAGGCAUGUCGCUUUCAAGGGACACGAUGGCAGGUAUGUGAGAGGCUUGACGGUCCAGAAUUUUCCGUACCAGCAGCUGUAUGCGGAGCCCAGGAAACGGGGUUCGAGGUGCACACCAUGCUGGACGGACAUGUCCGCAUAAAGUCCCUUCAUUUCGAUAGGUUCUGGAGACGCAGUCCCAAUUGGAUAUGGGCCGACGCCAACGGCACCCACGCUGACACCUUGUUUUGGCCUGUCAAAAUUGACGACAACACCAUUGCGCUUCGGAACGCAGGCAACAACAACUUCAUCGUGACUUUGCGCAUCGACGGAAAGACAGACUGUCUGAACGCCCAAGUACCCAACAUGACCUUAGAUACGAGAUUUGAGGUGGAGGAGCUGGUUCUCAAAAGAGAGAUCUACCACGUCAGAUACCGAAUGGAGGAAUCUCGAAUCUACGACGAGGAGCCCUCCAUCGCUGGAACAGCCACCGCCGGUAAUUUUCUCGUCGGUAACACAAUUACCGGCGGCAAAACACGCCGCCGGUAAUUAACGGCGGUAGGUCCCACCGUUAUAUUUCCUCGGCGAACGGCAGCAAUAUGCCGCCGGUAAUUACCAGCGGUGAUUUUGCCGCCGGUAAUAUUCACCGGACGGCGGCGGUGAAUAUCACCGGAGAUUAUUCUCGUUACCGGCGGUAAAAUGCCGCCGCUAAUUGCCGGCGGCAUUAUGCCGCCGGUAAUUAUUUUUGUAAUUUAAUUAAUUAAUUAAUUAUUACUGUAGGCACACGAAAUUUAUAGGAUAUAAAAGAAUAUUUUAAUUUUAUAUCUUUGUUUAUUUUGAAAUCUUAUGAAAUCCAAGAUUAAAUAUGAUACAUUAUUAAUAAAGAUCUUACCAUAUUUCAAA
This is a messenger RNA of Salvia miltiorrhiza (redroot sage), 1331 nucleotides long. RefSeq lists its product as uncharacterized. The transcript has 2 exons. Lineage: Eukaryota; Viridiplantae; Streptophyta; Magnoliopsida; Lamiales; Lamiaceae. Bases 252 to 977 code for a protein of 241 amino acids. The record is from RefSeq and is a predicted model, not a curated record.